CCCACAGGAGCUGCUCUAUAUCUCCAGCCCACAGGACAGGGGAGACCAGCUGCCCCUGAACCCCAGGACAGCCAGCUGGAUCUGUUCUCAGAGCAGCCACAGCAAAGUCACUUGGAAACAUGGGUCCAACCCAGUGGAAUUCUCGGCUUUCUCUCUUUCUGCUGCUGGGGCUCUUGGGAAUGGCGAUCUUGGUCCAUGCCCCACCUCCUGGUAUAUCCCGAGCUCAGUGGUUUGUAAUUCAGCACAUUAAUAUGACCAACAAACUAUGCAACAUCGCAAUGCAAGCAAUCAACCGCUAUAAUUUUUUUCCAGGGAUAUGCAAAGGCCAAAACACGUUCCUUCGCACAUCCCUUAGUUCUGUAACUCCGGUCUGUCGAAACAAAAAUGUAACCUGCAGUGACAGACUCCAUACAAAUUGUCAUAGAAGCCGAAGUCGUGUGAACAUUAUCCACUGCAACCUCACAAGACGUGCACAAAAUUAUAGACUGUGCCAAUACCAACAAACAAGGGGAAGAAAGAACUACAAUGUUGCCUGUAACAAUUACUACCAUCCAGUUCACUUGGAUAGAGUCUACUAAGCUCUAAACCAGAGCUCUGUGCCAUGUUCCUGCACCAGCCCGGAAGUCACAGUCAUGGUCCCAGGGCACCAUCGACCCUGGAUAUCAGCAUCAGUCUUCACCACCAGCCCACAACCCCUUUUACUCUCCGCUGAACUGAGCUUUUGUACACCUGAUGAAAUAAACUUCUUUGCA
Molecule: messenger RNA, 752 nt
Organism: Phyllostomus discolor (pale spear-nosed bat)
Lineage: Eukaryota; Metazoa; Chordata; Mammalia; Chiroptera; Phyllostomidae
Product: non-secretory ribonuclease-like
Exons: 2
Coding region: 120-578 (152 amino acids)
Biological process (GO): innate immune response in mucosa; chemotaxis
Molecular function (GO): RNA nuclease activity; nucleic acid binding
Source: RefSeq, a predicted model, not a curated record